ACGGUAUUCCUCCGAACGUAACACGUGCUUCUUUGUUGUGAAGUUUGAUUUUUUUUAAAUUAAUUUGUGGAGCGCGAUACAAUGAAGGCGUUUUGUGAAAUUUGUGACUCUUUGGGAUGGGUUUUCCUUGUGAUAUUAUACUGUGCUUCUGACAAAGGAUUUGUGACAGCAUCCAAGCCACCCCUCCAACAACAUUUUCUGCAAACGCCCAAAGACAUGAUUGCAGUAGAAGGGAGUACUUUCGAUUUACCAUGUCAAGUUGGAGAUCUGGCAGGGGACGUACAAUGGAGCAAAGAUGGUUUUUUACUCGGUUUUGACGCUGCAAUACCUGGAUAUUUGCGGUACAGUAUGAUUGUGGAUGCGCCUAAGGGAAUUUAUAAUUUGCGUAUACAUAAUGUUCAAAUGGAUGAUGAAGCCGAAUACCAAUGCCAGGUUGGUCCAGCACUGAACAAUCAACCGAUUAGAGCAGAAGCACGUGUUAGUGUUAUAGUUCCUCCUAGGGUAAUGGAAAUACGAGGUCACAAAAACGGAAGCACUGUAGAAAUGAGGGAGGGGCAGAAGUUGUCUCUUCAAUGCUCAGCAAGAAACAGUAAACCGGCCACCAAACUGAAAUGGAUGAGAAACGGCAUAGAAGUUACUAAAGAUACAACACCUUUUAGAGACGAAGAAACCAUUUCUAGUUUAAAGACUACAUCCACUUUUAUAACACUGUCACCAAAGCUUGACGACAACGGCGCCAUCUACAGUUGCGUUGGAGAACAUCCAGCGGUUUCAAGAGCUUUGAGAACUAAUGUUUUUCUAAGUGUUUUAUUUCCUCCCGGACCUCCACAAAUCGAAGGCUAUCAUGAUGGAGACAUUGUGCAAGUAGGUGAUAAAUUGACUUUGGCUUGUAUAUCAAGGGGAGGCAAUCCCCCUGCGAAACUCAUCUGGUUUCGAAACGAUGACCAAGUCGAUAUCACUUAUUCAACUGGGGGUCGUGAAGCAACUAAUACACAUACGUUCACUGUCGGUCCUAAAGAUAAUAAAGCAGUUUAUAAAUGUGAAGCCUCAAACGUAGUGACGUUGCAGCCUUUAACAGCAUCUGUGAGAUUAAAUGUUUUAUUUGCACCAACCAAAGUAACGAUUAGUGGUCCAAAAGAAGUCCGCAUUGGUGAAUCCGUGACACUAUCAUGUUUGACUGGCUCCAGCAAUCCCCCAGUAGAAGUAUCAUGGGUUGUUGAUGGAAGACCCAUGAUGUCCACCCAGGCUGUCACUGAAGAUAAGACUGGAGGAUGGGUGACGUCAUCGAACGUUACAGUUUCUGUGUCCAGGCAGGAUCCUGACACAAAAACAUUUUCCUGUUACGCAGUAAGUGAAGCAUUAGGAGAAACAAUUGUGCAGACGUCAACUGUAGCUGUCGUAUACCCUCCAUCAGCGCCAACUAUUACUGGAUUUGAAGAAGGAAAACCAAUCAAAGCUGGUGACUUACAAAAGUUUACUUGUGUUUCUACGGGUGGAAAUCCCCAAGCAUCUUUGAAAUGGUUCAAAAAUGAUAAAGAGAUCCGUGCAGUAGAGAAAAGUUCAACAACUGGUACAAUGAGUGAACUAGUGUUACGUGCUGAGUCCAGUGAUAAUGGCGCUACCUAUAGAUGCGAAGCUAGCAACAGUGCUUUAAAAAAACCAUUAACAGCAGAAGUAAAACCGUCAGUGCUCUUUCCCCCAACAUCGGUUUCUAUCAAAAUAAAACCCAGAAAACCAAAAGCGAAAGAUUCAGUGACACUAACGUGCGAGACGUCUAGCAGCAAUCCAGAAGCUACGAUUUUGUGGUGGAAAGAUGGAGAAUCCAUUCCGGGCCACCAUGAAGGGGUUGUGGAUGCUUCAUACGGAGGAAAAUCAACAAAAAAUCGUGUCCGGUUCAACGUAACUUCAGCUGAUGAUUUGAGCUCAUAUACAUGCCAAGCAACAAAUCAUGUCUUAAGGAGAACUGUCCAUGAAAUAUUCACUCUGAGGGUGUUGUAUAAGCCCGAGUUUCUCCUUACUGCAGCAGAACGCUUUGAUGUUCUUGAAGGCGAGUCUACAGUAGUCAAUGCAACAGCCAAGGGAAAUCCAAAUCAAAUCACCUAUUCAUGGACAAGAAACGGUCUUCCUCUGUUGGACAUGGCUGAUGGCAGUGCUAGGCCUAGCGGGGCCCGGUACGGACAUAGAGCUGUUUACAGAGGGCCCUUGCUGGAACUGACAGAUGUGACGAGGGAUGACGGAGGUGAAUAUGGCUGUGAAGCAGCAAACACCGAAGGAGUAACAUGGACAUCAGUAAACAUUAAUGUCAUAUAUCCAGCUCGUGUCACCAAAUUAACAAGGACAUUAAUGAUCGGUACUGGAGAAAACGCCGAAUUCGAGUGUGAAGCUGACGCCAACCCCGCUGUAAAUCGAAUGAUCACGUGGCGUAGAACUGGCUUCGACUUCACCAGGACGCGGGAAGCUGUUGAACGAGGGAAAUCAGUGCUCAGCGUGAUCAAUAUUACUCGUCUGGAUGCUGGAGAAUUUGACUGCGUGGCCUACAAUGGAAUUGGGAAAGAAGCCGUCCAACGAGCUCAGCUCAUAGUCAAGUUCAAACCAGAAGUGCGUUUGCCACACAGUUUUGUGGACGUUGCUGGUGAAGAAGGUGAAGCUGCAAGACUUGUUUGCCUAGCUGAAGGAGCGCCAGCUGUCAGCUUUGUAUGGUCCUACAAUGGCGGCGUCAUCGGUGGAGACAUUUUUGGCAGUAGUAAAUAUGCUUCCCAGGCAGCUCAAUUAGACGACCUUACAUGGGAAAGUGUGUUGUUUGUGAAACAUUUACAAGCUUCUGAUUUCGGAUACUACACAUGCGUGGCAAGGAAUGAGUUGGGACACGACCACGUCAAAGUCAAACUUCGAAGAAGAGGUCCUCCCGAUCCCCCAUAUAGCAUAAGAAUCGUCAAUUCUUCUUCGGACAGCGUGGUAGUCAGUUGGACUCCAGGAUACAGCAGUGGCCUUCCGCAACAGUUCAGAAUACGAUAUGAAAUUACCGGUUCAAAUGAUCCCAAAUAUGUUGAUGUCUUCCCAGCAAACACCACAGUGUUUGUUAUUUCUGGGCUGGAACCAGAAAAGGAAUACAGUUUCAGCAUGUCAGCCAGAAACAUGCUGGGUGAGAGCUUGUAUAGCAAAGAGAACACAAGAGCUAUCACACAAAAAUCAAGAGGAAAUGCAAUGGCGCCAACUGGAGCAAGUCAAGAUGCCUUGAGCGAGAGCAAUGCUGAGCUUCCAAAACUCCUGCUUGUUGUUGUUUCUGUAGUCGGAUCGCUUCUAUUAAUAUUAAAUGUUGUUCUAGUCAUCUGUUUCAUUAAAAGACGGAAAAACAGACACCACCAUGGUCGAGGGAGUCCUAAAACAAUAACGCAAACAACAACUCCCGAUUCCUUGAUGUAUACGCCCAGCAAAUAUCAACAAUCCAUCAACGGAGAGGCAAUUUGUCAGGUAGACGACAAAACCAGCUAUCAAGAAGAAAUCCUAAUGAAAGAGCUCUUUGAGACCAAAAAGCAAGUAAACGACAAGUGUCUUCAAAGUUAUGACACAUCCAAAUCAUACGAAUACUCACAUUCCAGGAAAAAAGAUAACUGCCCAGACAUACUGAAAAACCGAGGAAUGGAUCAUGUGAGCUUACAGUCAGUUCCUCUGACAGCCUCGAUAUCGUCAAGUGAAGUCAUCACUACUCUAACUGAGGACACUCGCUACCCAAGAAGGGUUCUUCUUCCAGACGAUACCGCGCUUUGUCAUACGAGACAAACGGAGAGUCCUCCUGGAAGCUGCAUACUUGGCACAGUUGGGAGCCAUCUUGUGUGA
Uloborus diversus is the source of this 3837-nucleotide messenger RNA. Its product is annotated as nephrin-like. The coding region runs from base 82 to 3837 and encodes 1251 amino acids. Gene Ontology annotation, molecular function: protein binding. The transcript is spliced from 22 exons. Lineage: Eukaryota; Metazoa; Arthropoda; Arachnida; Araneae; Uloboridae. The record is from RefSeq and is a predicted model, not a curated record.